Molecule: messenger RNA, 1505 nt
Organism: Salpingoeca rosetta
Lineage: Eukaryota; Choanoflagellata; Craspedida; Salpingoecidae
Exons: 3
Coding region: 565-1098 (177 amino acids)
Source: RefSeq, a predicted model, not a curated record
CGCCGCCGCCACCUUUUCAAACAUGAACACGCCGGAGUUGUUGGAUGCUGCGUUCGUGCCCAGGCAUUCUUCAUGUCACCCUUCUUCUUGCUUGCAUCCUGGCUUCCUUGCAUCCUGGGUCGUGUUGGGAGCACUGCAGCUUCGCCUCUUCCAUGUGGCGUCGAUUGCGUACCCUUCCUGCCCUCCUCUUCGGCAUGAAGGGCGUCCGAACGAAACGAUGAACCAGAACACAGCAAUGAUGAUGAGGAACGUCGGCGAUAGGGCGACGACAACGGUCUUUUCGUGCUUCGCGAUGAAUGAGUUGUGACAGCCUUCAGCGUGCUGCAGUUGUUUGGCUGUUUUGUUCUUUGUUCCAUUCGACCUUCUGCUGCCAGUGCUGUUGCUGUUGCUUUCAUUUUUGUCAACGCAGCACCUACAGCAACAGCAACAGCAACAGCAACAGCAACAGCAACAGCAACAGCAUCCACAGCAGCUACGGCAUUCCCUUCCCGUGAUUCAAGCCAGCCCCCAAGCCAGUUUGCGACUUUUCCGUGCCCUUUCUUCUUGCUUGCAGUACUGCAGAAGAUGACGCUGCUGUCCGGUGCAGUGGUGAUGCUGCUGCUGGUGGGCAGCCUUGGUUUUGUGCACGAGGUGUCUGCCUGGCCUGCGAUGAUGGCUGCGAUGCGCGGCCGCAAUGGCGGUAUGGACGGCAUGGACGGCGGCGUGAUGGACACCAUCCAGCACCUAAUGCAAAACCACGACAAGAUCACUCGCCAUUACGCGCACACAAGCGCGGGCAUCACGGCCAACACAACGUCCUCGGAUCCGCAGGUUGCCGGCUGGCUGCAGCAGCACGUCACCGAGAUGAAGCACCUGGUUGAAUCUGGCGGCUUCAUCCGCCAGUGCGACCCACUCUUUGUCUCUGUCUUUGAGCACCGCGAUGAGAUAAGCCUGGAAGUCACAAACACGACCCACGGCGUGUCUGUGACAGAACAAGGAACAAGCCCAUGCUCCGUCGCGCUCGUCCAGGCCCACGCCAAGGUGGUGUCCUCGUUUGUCGAGCGCGGUUCCGCCGAAGCUCGCCGCUGCAACCCACACCAAGUGCCCGACAUCUGCUAAACCUAGGCACCUGUCUCCUUCUGCUCCUUUGCUUUCCCUUUCUGCUUUCUGUUUCGUUUCAGCCCUACAGCCAGGUCUUGCAGGUCGGGAUCUGGCCACCCCUCCUUGUUGCCUCCUUGCCUUGCCUUGCCUUGCCUUGCCUUGCCUUCUCCGUCUGCCCUUCUCCUUCAGUUCCUUCUCUUCUUCGUCUCGUUCGUCUCGCUGCUCCUCGUUGCAUCCAUCCCUUCCACAGUUCUUUCGUUCCAUCAAACCAAAGCAACCCCACCACCAGCCAGCACAGCCAGCACAGCCACUCCCUUCCCUGAGUCCCCUCCUCUUUCUUUGUGGUGUCGCUCUCACGAAUGGACUCAACGUGUAAUGAAAAUCAAAGGAAAACAUGACCAAUUUUCACCAACACCAUGGGGAAG